Asterias rubens (European starfish) is the source of this 1436-nucleotide messenger RNA. RefSeq lists its product as uncharacterized. The record is from RefSeq and is a predicted model, not a curated record. Bases 197 to 706 code for a protein of 169 amino acids. The transcript has 4 exons. Lineage: Eukaryota; Metazoa; Echinodermata; Asteroidea; Forcipulatida; Asteriidae.
GUUUGCAUUGCCGAGGAAACAGAUACUAUUGAGAUAUACAUCAUUUACAUAGUCAACGCGGCUACUGAAAUCUUACAAACCAGAAGGCAGAACCCGGUCCUUAUUUGAGAGGGGCAUCGCAUCUUCAUCAGCAACAUUUUUGAUCUCUUCAAAUCUUCUUGAUCAUAAUCAAAUCAUCCCAUUGCGUUGAGAGAGGAUGCCCAACAACGAUACUCACAAUGCGUCCACCAGCAGCAGCCGGGUAGAUCCCCAGCCAUUACCGGAUAACAAUGAUGGGAAGGCACAGCCGUGCAGAACCUUUACAACAUCAGCCAAAAGUACGUCAAAUCUACCCGCAGCUAUGUUAUCACCCGUGAGGAUGGAGUUUGGUGUUAUGUGCUCAGACGUGGCGAUCUUAUCGAUUUCUCCUGAUGACAAACAUACUAAAACAACCUACAAGAUUUAUUUGCGGCCGGACUCUGCAUCCAUCUACAAGCCCGUGAACGACACCCGCGCGGCCUGGGUACCCGUUGUUAAUAAACGUGGCUUCAACUUCUCCGAUGGGUCAACAAUAGCGAUAACUUACCACAAUGGUCGCUUUGAUAUCGGUAUCAGGGGGACGAACGCAUCGACAUUCACCCAUGACUUUGGGCAUUCGGGUCCACCGGGCAACUGGUUUGUUGGUUUGUCGAGUAAAUCCAAAGCCAAAUGGGUGUUCUACCAGUGAAGCGGCCCUGCUUCUCAUAGACUUGGUUCAAUUCCCGUUCUCGUGCUUUCGUGCCCUUUAAGCACAACCACCGUAGCGCGGAACAGGUUUGGAAAUGCAGAGCAUCACAAAACAACAGUUUUCUGGCGAUGGCACGAGAUUGGGAUUUGGGUAAAGUCUAUGCUUCUAAGCGAACAUCGUUUCAGAGUUAAACUAAAUUGGUAGCGAUUGAUUUGUAAUUAAUGUCUUUAAUUAUACAGAGUUUUAAAGCUGACAAAAUAGUUGCAGGCAGUGUUCAUGUUUUAUGUGAUCAACCAUACCUGAAACAACAAACCAGUGAAAACUUGGGCUUACCCGUGUCUGGGUCAGUAGGAAAAAGGAGUGAAAAAAAUGCACAAUAUUUUCAGCAUGUUAUGUAAAACUGUCCUUAAUUUUUACUGUCACAAGAAACUAGCUUUUGCGUUUUUUGUUGUUUACAUUGCAUCACUUCAGGUGGAAAUGUUGAAAAGAAAAAUGGUUCUUAAGCAUGACCUUUUAUAGACCAAUCUGACGAAAUAAAAUUGGUAGCGCCCUGUCACAUUCACACAUGCAUACAUACAGGACUAGCGCCCUCUAGAGUCUAACCCCUACUCAUGUACCCUUUCCAUCAAGAUGGCAGCCAAGUGUUAACGUGAUUAAAACUACCAAAGUUUAUGAUACAAGCUGAGUCCCUCUCUCUCUCUAAAUGCCAGCAGGAGGCAUUACACGCCCU